Molecule: messenger RNA, 935 nt
Organism: Gracilinanus agilis (Agile Gracile Mouse Opossum)
Lineage: Eukaryota; Metazoa; Chordata; Mammalia; Didelphimorphia; Didelphidae
Product: V-set and transmembrane domain-containing protein 1-like
Source: RefSeq, a predicted model, not a curated record
GUCAGCCUGGGUCCCCUCUCCCACCAGCCUCUGGGAGCACCAUGACUCCUGCCCUCUCAGUCCUGCUGUGCCUUGGGCUGUGUCUGUGCAAGAGGACAAGGACUCAGGCAGCAGAUGGACUCCCCAAACCCUCCCUCAGGGCAGAAAAUAGUUCUUUGGUGCCCCAAGGGGGAGCUGUGACCCUCAGGUGCAGGGGAUCAUGGGAGGCUGAAGAGUGGCAGCUGGAGAAAAAAGGAGGAUCUGGAUGGUCACUGAUCAAAUCUGUGAGAGGAGCUGGGAAUGAGGGCGAGUUUUCCCUCCCAUCCGUGACACCAUAUGAUGCAGGGACUUACCGGUGCUUCUACAGAAAUUCAUUCUACUUGUGGUCAGAGGCCAGUGACCCCCUGGAGCUGGUGGUGACAGGCACCUCAAAGGAUCCUCACCUCUCCCAAAGCUCUGAGACUUCCCCAGCUCUGACAUCCGCUCCACCCAGUCCCUCCAUCCUCCAGGUGAGCAUCCUGGUGGGCGUCUCAGUCUUCCUCAUUCUGACCUUCCUCUUCUUCUCCCUCCUUUACCUUCAUUGCAGUAAGUAUCAGCCCAAACUGGGGAAAGGGGACAGAGAAACAAACAUCAAGACCACCAGGAGCUCAGAACAAGCAGGGAGCACCCUGGAGGAGACCGUGUAUACUGCUGUGAAUGAUGACAGACAGACAGAGGCCAGACAAAAGGACCCAGCUGUGAGUCAUUCGGAUCUUUCCUCCUUUGCCUGGCACUCACCUUAUGGAGGGAACAGAGAAGGAAACCUUCCCCCAGGUCACACACAGCUGGGAGGGCUGCUGGAUUCAGGGUCCUUGCCUCCUGAACCUUCCUGCCCUAAUGCCCCCUCAAUCCCCUCAUCUCCUCCUGCUUCCUCUCCUCCUGUCAGGCUCUCCAAAGAGAAGACCCUCAGGAAGUGA